Cajanus cajan (pigeon pea) is the source of this 2798-nucleotide messenger RNA. RefSeq lists its product as uncharacterized. NCBI's taxonomy places the organism in Eukaryota, Viridiplantae, Streptophyta, Magnoliopsida, Fabales, Fabaceae. The record is from RefSeq and is a predicted model, not a curated record.
AAGCGUUCAUCGAAGAAUGAGAUGUCGGCAAAACUUCAUGAAUAUGUAACAUUAUAUAUGUAUUGAGGCACUAUUAUAUUUUCUUCUUCUCUAAGGUGACCUUGGAUCUGUAGAGGCUUUACAGAGAGAUUCGUUAAAAACUUUUGGUAAACGUUUUGACAUUUCACACCGGUCUAAAGGCCACCCUUUACAAAAAGGCUAUGAGCAUAGCAAAAAACAAUUAACAACGAGGGAGGUUGUCAAAAGAGAAGGGUCAUUGGUCAAAAGGCUAAUUAAUCUUUUCUCCGCAUUCGUGGGUUUGGUUUUAUGCACUGCCCCAUUAUAGUUAUGUUUAUGUAUGUCUAAGAUGUGUUAGCAUUUAGGAGCAGGCACUGCAAAUGAUCCCUUUUGUGAGUACUAUGGAAGCUUUUCUCUGCUGAAAUGCAACUAGUCAAAUCAAGUCAAGUGUUGGAACUUAGUUUGUAGAAUCUCUUGGCUAUUUUGGUAUCUGGGCUAUAUAGUCUUUCUGCCUUUGUGGCUCAUUGCAUUGUUGCUCAAGUGUUCUCUUCCUGAGUUCUUGGUUGCUAUGUUCCAGGGCAUGGGGUUUGAAGGGUUGAUUCCAAGGCACAAGCGUUCAAAGAGCUUUCCUGAUAAGAAAAGAGAAGAGGAUGAUAAUCACCUUGAGGCCUCAGAUCGAACAAAUCUGGAUACAGGGUACCUCACAGAAUGCGGUAAACCUAGGAAAAAACAAAUGCCUAUGAAUGAUGUUCAACAUACUCUGAAGCAAGAGAUUCUACAAUUAGAGAAAAGACUACAAGACCAAUUUGAGGUCAGAUGCACGUUAGAGAAGGCUCUUGGAUACAGACCUACAUCUCUCGUUAAUUCAAAUAACAUGAUACUGCCCAAGCCAACGUCCGAAUUGAUUAAAGAAAUUGCUGUGUUAGAGUUAGAAGUUGUGUAUUUGGAACAAUAUCUUCUCUCCUUGUAUCGUAAAGCAUUUGAUCAACAACUACCCUCUGUAGCUCCAUUCAUCAAGGAGGAAAGAGUAAAAUCUCCAACAACACCUAGAGCAAGAUUCAUUGAAGUAUCUAAGCCUGAAGUCUUAACCAGAAGAGGAUGCUCUGCAGUAGAAUCUAUGGAUCAUGAGCCUGAUACUCUACAAAAGGAAUAUAAUGGAUAUGAACUUGAGACUCUGGAGAAAGAAUUCAAUGCACAUCUGCCAGAAGGAAAGCAUUUAGACUCAGGUGUAUAUCGAUGCCACUCAUCAUUAUCCCAGUGUACAGCAUUUACAAGAGUAUCUCCUCCUGAAGCAGAAAAAUUAACCGAAUCUCUGCGUGCUUGUCAUUCCCAACCACUGUCCAUGAUGGAGUAUGCCCAAAAUGUUGAUGCUUCAACAAGAAUAAUCAGUCUGGCAGAACAUCUGGGUACCCGAAUAUCUGAUCAUAUACCAGAUACACCCAAUAGGCUUUCUGAGGAUAUGGUCAAAUGUAUAUCAGCUAUAUAUUGCAAACUCGCAGAUCCAUCUACUACUAAUCCUGGUCUUUCAUCUCCCAAUUCAUCCUUGUCUUCAGCUAGUGCAUUUUCUAUUGGAGAUCAAGGAGAUAUGUGGAGUCCCGGGUUCAGGAAUAAUUCCUCUUUUGAUGUGCGGUUAGACAAUCCUUUCCACGUGGAAGGACUCAAGGAGUUUAGCGGGCCAUACAGCACCAUGGUUGAGGUAUCAUGGAUUUACAGGGAAAAUCAGAAAUUGGGUGAUACUGAGCAGUUGCUCCAGAAUUUCAGGUCACUCAUUUGUCAAUUAGAAGAAGUAGAUCCUGGGAAGUUGAAACACGAGGAGAAGUUAGCUUUCUGGAUCAACAUACACAAUGCUUUGGUGAUGCAUGCAUUUUUGGCUUAUGGAAUUCCACAAAACAACGUGAAAAGAACCUUCCUUCUUUUGAAGGCUGCAUAUAAUGUUGGGGGUCAUACAAUGAGUGCAGACACAAUACAGAACACUAUACUCGGGUGCCGGAUGCCACGCCCUGGACAGUGGUUCCGCUUGUUCUUUUCUCCAAGGACAAAAUUUAGAGCUGGAGAUGGACGACAAGGAUACACAAUCGAGCAUCCUGAGCCUCUUCUACACUUUGCACUCUGUUCAGGAAACCAUUCUGACCCAGCGGUACGUGUUUAUACACCGAAGAGAGUGGCUCAAGAACUAGAAGUUGCAAAGGAAGAGUACAUUCGAGCCACCUUUGGGGUACGCAAGGACCAAAAAAUACUUUUACCAAAGCUUGUAGAGUCGUUCACCAAAGACUCUGGUUUGUGCCCUGCUGGUACCAUGGAGAUGAUCCAACAGUCUCUACCUGAAUCUCUAAGAAAGAAUGUUAAGAAAUGUGACCUUGCAAAAUCCAAGAAGAGCAUAGAAUGGAUUCCACACAACUUCACAUUUCGUUAUCUCAUCCCCAAGGAGCUGGUAAAAUAAUUACUAGAUAGUCUUACUUCUUACCAUGGGAGACAAUCUUGAUCAAGUUUUAAAAAACGGUCCACAAUUGCAAUUGUAGUCGCAUUAGUCAUAUUUGUUUUGCAAUUUUCCAUUUAUCAAGGAUCAUACAGAAAUUACAAUUGGACCGCGACUGCAAUUUAGAACUUCGAUCUACAUUGUUUUGUAUUCUUUUGUACAAAGUUGACAGGGUAGCAGCAACGGCAAAAUCUAAUAUUGGUAUGUGUAGCAUUUUGCAUCUGUAUUGUGCUUGCUAUUUCAUUGUUUUGUAUUAUCUUUAAUUGAUGUACUCUAAUCAAAGUGUUGACAUUCUGAUAUUAGCAGUGUAAAUGAUUUGUUGCCA